Molecule: messenger RNA, 4308 nt
Organism: Megachile rotundata (alfalfa leafcutting bee)
Lineage: Eukaryota; Metazoa; Arthropoda; Insecta; Hymenoptera; Megachilidae
Source: RefSeq, a predicted model, not a curated record
UAAUUUACAUAUAUAUUUAAUAAUCCUACAAUUUUAUUCCAACCAAUUAGAAUAGAGCAUGGGGUAUUGACAAAUUUAAGUAAAAGUGUCUUACCUAGUGGUAGAGUUAGGAACUCCUCUAAUUAAAACACAUGAAUCUCUAAAUUAAUAUAUACAUUUAUACUGCACAUGCUACGUAAAUCAAGCGGGACAAACAGAAAAUUAAAAUAGUAAAAAGUGUAAUGGUUAGAAUUGUCACUUAGGGAAAUGCAACCUGUAGCAAUCACUAUUUCAUUUAUAAAACUGUCAUGUAACUAUAGUUAUGUAAAUUUGAUGCAAAUAAUUAAUUAAUGAGAACAGCAUCAGAUAAAGAACAAAAUAUUUGUUCUCGAUUCACACUGUACAAUGUAUAUAACGUUAUGUAAUUAUCCUGAAAUUUUACCACCUUUUUUAAAAGGUGUGUUUAUUUCAUCAAAAUACUUAAUAAUUUCAUUAAUUUCUACUAUUGCGCGUGCCAUUUUAAUUAAAAUAAAACAUUGUAUAGUCUUUCACACUUUCUUUCGCUUGUCAUGUGAUCUUGGUAUAACAUUUAGCUACGACAACAGCGAUAUCUGGUGGAUUUUGAACUUGCUAAUUAUUUCCUUGUAAAAUACAAACAUAAGAACAAUUUUGUACAUGCAUUGCCUACUUAUACACGUAGACAUCUAACUAUAAACUGCUAUAAACUAAAACGUAACUGUCAUCCAAUUAAAAUAUAAAUUUGUAAAUAUAGAGUUAUAACAUAGAUGUUAUCUGUUGUCAUCUUUUAUAACGCAGUAAAACGUUCAAUUAUUUGUUGCGAUUAUACUUUGUUUACUCGAAUGGGUUGGAGUGUUAUGACUUACGUCUAGUAUGAAAAAAUUGUAUAAAUUGUUGCAGUAUUUACUGUAUAUACAUUGUUAUUGCGUGACUUUUUUUAUUUUAAACUGAAAAUCAUUGAUAUAGUUCUAGUAGAACUAAAGAGAAACUUAUUAAUGUUGUCGACUUGCUUUAAAGAGGAAUCUUCACCUGAAUUGUUUUUCAGAAGUAUAAAUGGAUAUAAACUGAAACUUAUUGAUAAAAGUGUAACAACUAGAAAUGUUAUGAGAUUUAUUUUAUAUAGAAAUCCACGUUUGAACGUCAAUGUGACACUUAUUUUCAUACUUGUAACAUUGAUCUUAUGGAUAGUAUUUAAUACUUUAAUAGCAUUGACUAUAUUUGUAUUAGUUUUAAUAAUACAAUUAAUUUAUUUUAUCACAUCUGUGAAGGAAGACACAUUACUAGUAGUAGAAUCUAUUGGUGUAUAUAUUGAAGGAAAAAGAAUAUUUUAUGGUUUAAGUUCAUUUAAAUUUGUUCCUUGGGAUACAGUGGUUGAUGUAUUUAUUAAUGAAGUUAUAAAAGGACAAAAAGUAUUAUACUACCUUACAAUUGUAGUAAAAGAAUCAUUUGGUAGAAAAGAUUCAUUAAAAUUGGUUCCCUUGUUCCAAGAAUUAAUACCUGAAAGAAAAUGCCUGGAAUAUAUGUUCGAAAAGCUAGCUGGCUUGAUUGGACCCAAAAAAAGGAAAAUACAAUUGUAACAGUACCUGGUUCAUAUUGGUUGUGUCAUAAAAGCAAUGUAUAUAAAUUUAUCUUUAGAUAUCAUCGCAUGACUAGGAAUAAAAAACAGUUUGAGUUUGGCAAAGAGUUAAUGAAGGUUGUUAGAAAGAUCAUUAAAACGCAACCUCGUCAAGGACAACAAUUUAGUACUACCAAUCUCUUUGUCACUUACAAUUAUGCAUCAUGGACUAGACAAGACAAAAUGUUUGCAAUGAUUAAAUUUAAAGAACGAUGUGGCACAGUAUAUUCUCAUGCAUUUGUUUUGACUAUAAAAGUGUGCAACGUUUUGGAACAUACAGAACAGAAGAUAAAACAUGUAGUAACUAUUCCUGAUACUGAUCACUGCCCAAUCCCUGCUACUGGAAAUUUAAAUAGUGUAUGUUCAGACAAAAACAACAUUGAGAGGAAAAGUGAAAAAUAUUUAUUAAACUCUUGUAACAAUGGUAUCUCAGAAAAAAAUGUGCAGUGUGAUAACAUACAAAAAAAUAUCUCAGAGUCUAAGACUCCAGGUGUACAAUUGGAUAAUAGCUUAAAUAAAACACCUACAAAUAAAGAAUCUGUAAAACAGAAAGCAAAUAAUGAAAACAGUACAGAAGUUAAUAAUAAGGUAAAAGAAAAUAAAUCUUUGAAAGGUGAUAAAUUAAAAGAGAAUAAACUAACUAUAGCUGAAACAGAAAAAGUAGAUGAUGCUCAUAAUUCAAAUAAUUUAAUUUCUUUAGAAAAUAAAAGCAAUAAGGAUACAAAAUUAUGUUCUGGAAAAAUUAAUGUAUGUACUACCAAAUCAUCAAAUAAUCGCAACACAUUAAUUUUAUCAGAUGAACGUGAGAUUGGAAAAAAAUCUAUUGAUUGUAAAACCAGUUUGGUGCAGAGUAAACAUAAUGAUAAAAAUACAGUUGUUAAUACUAACGAAGAUUCUGCUAAUUUACCAUAUCAAUAUUUUAUAGAAAAUGAAAUAGAAAAUGCAAAACACGAGAUAUUAGAUGCUGAAAGUUGUUUGCAACAAACAACUGAUAAAAACUUGUGUGAUCAACGCGAACAGAAUUCUAAAAGACAUAAAUUAGAAAAUAUAAACGAAGAUGUAAAAGAUUUACCUAGUCCUAAAAAAAGAAAAUUCACAAUAGAUAAUACAACAUCACGUUCUUCUGAUAUUACAGAUUUAGUAAUGGAAGGAUUAAUGUUUACAAUUCGACAGGGCCAAGAUACUGUAGCGGUUAUUGAACAGAAAACUAAAUUAGAAAUGGACGAAGUAUUAGAAAAUUCUGAGAAAAUUGAAACACAGGAAGGUGAAAAACGCUUACGAAAUUCUAGUUUACUUGGUUUAGAAAACUUAAUAACAAUGAUUGAUUUGCCGAAACAAAAUGAAAAUGAACAUAAAUGUCAAAAUGCAAUUAUUCAAGAAAAUAUUUUAAAAAAUCAAUCUCUAAGUGUACAUUCAUUUGAUAGUACAAAAUAUUCUUUUAAUGAUGUCAAUAUUACUCAAGAAAACAUUACAUCUACAUUAAAAUACGCGCAAUCGAAAUUUUUAUAUAAUAAUUCUCCCUUAGCUAGUACAAGUUUUUCAAAUAAUAAUGAUAAUUUAUUUGUUACAAAUACAUGUAAGUACAAUGUUACAACGCAAAAUGUGAACUAUAAACAAAAUGAAGAAGGAGAAGAAGACAUAAUACCAGAAGUAUUACAAAAUAGUAUUUUUCAGUCACCAAUACAUUCUUUGAAGCGAGUACAUAAAUGUGAAGAAAAAUUUAUAGACUGCAAGGAUGUAUUAGUAAAUAAAAAAGAAUUAACAAAAUUUGAAACAUUAAAUGAUGAAUGUAUUUCACCUCUCAGUAAAAAAUUAUUACUAAAAGAGUGUUUGAACACUUCUUUUUCAAAUGAUAAAUUUAUGAAAAAAUCGGAUACAUCACAUAAAUUAUCUGACGAUAAUAUAAAAAAUAAGAUGCAUCUUCCAACAAUAAUAUCAGAUCAAAGUAUUACUAUGCAAGAAAUACCUUUACCGCUACAGAAAAUGUUAAAAAAUAAGUCCCCAAAAAAGUAUGUUUCUUUAAUUAACAAAAAUGAAAUAAAUAAAAGUAAUAUUGAAGUUCACAAGGAGGCUGAUAACACACAUGAAAAAGAAGAAAUUCCUUUUAAUGUACAACUAGAAGCUAAAAUUAUAAAUAGUAACAAUAGUAAUGAUCACGACAAUACACAAUUAGAAGCUAAAAUUUUAAACAAUGAAAAUGACCAAAAUAAUAGUGAAAAUGAAAGUAUGUUAUCUACUGUAUCAAAAAUUCAAACAAAUGAUAGUAGUACUUCGGGAAAAAAUAUGACAAAGGUAGAAGAAGUGUCAUCAAAUGAAAUAAAAGACAUCACACAAGAAUUUUAUGAAGAUAUUUCAUAUCUGCAAAAGAAAAAGCUUUUACACAAUGAAAAAUACCUUAGAUCUAAAACGAAAUCAUUAAAUGUGCUAAGCAGUGCAAAUUAUGGUGAAAUGCAUAUAGAAAUGGUAAAAUUUUUUCAAGAUAUUACAAGAGGUGCCAAGGUUGUUGUGACACGUAUAAGUACAAAAGAAUAUACAUAAUUUAAUAAAAGAAAGUUCCUCUUCAACCAGAUUUGUGCACUAAUAAUGUUGAACAAUAAAAGUGUCAUAUUAUUUAUCAUCAAUUUAAUCUAUAAUUUAAUAUUAAGAACUAAAUAGUAUGUUCAACAUCUUUUUUUACAUGUAUAUUAUGCAAUGAA